Messenger RNA from Protopolystoma xenopodis, 348 nucleotides. The record is from the annotation of a GenBank genome assembly. NCBI's taxonomy places the organism in Eukaryota, Metazoa, Platyhelminthes, Monogenea, Polystomatidea, Polystomatidae.
UCGGAGAGACCUCUUCGGGUAAGAGUGCUAUAGGAACUGCUGUACUCCUCUCUAAUACAACAAUUGCGGCUAGCGGGGCCGUCUCCGAGAUCGCACGUGCCCGAAAUGCUGCCAUUGAGCGUGGCGAGCGUCUGGCUCAGCUUGAUCUACAGACCCAAGAAAUGGCUGAGCAAGCUAGGACUUUCGGCAAGACGGCCAGUCAGUUGGCCAGCAAAUUUGAGAAACGCAACAAACGUCUGGGCAUGCUGUUUUGAGAGACAUUCCGUAUCACUCUUGGCCGUCCUCAUUCUCAUAAACUCGCCAUUUACAAGCUCCCGCUUGUUCAAAAUUUCACCCUUACUUUUCUGA